CGAUUUGUCUCUCUCUCUCAAACGCGAUCUCUGUCUCUAUCUGGCUCUCGCUCUCUGUCUCUAUCUGGCUCUCGCUCUCUAUCACUAUCUGGCUCUCUCUCGCUGUCCGUCUGUGUCUAUCUCUCGCACGACGAGGGCGAUGGACGACACCGACGACGAGGUGCGAGACCUGACGGCCAGGUCCUUCCGAAGUCUUUCGUUCCCCUACGAGGCGCUCGAAGACAGCGGCUCCCUCAAGGACAUCACGCCUGCGCCGAGCAAGCACCACGAGAACAUCAACAACAACCACGAUCACAACAACCACAACAACCCCCACGAUCACAACAACCACAACAACCACAACCACGAUCACAACAACCACCGCAGUGAGCGCAGCGAGCACGGCAAAGACGAGGGUAAGCUCAUCGAUCGUAAAGACAACGCCGACGACGAGGACGAGGAGUCGAUACUCAACCGCUGGCCCACGUACGUGGACCUGGGUUGGACGAGCCGCGAAGUCCGACGUUCCACCGCCAAGGGGGAGCAAGGGGAGGUGGGGGCAGGGGUGGGGGCUGCGGGCUGUCAGGGCCCGGCUAGAGGUGCUGUGAGUGUCGCGGUGCAGCAGGACGAGGAGGAGGGGGAGACGGGAGCAGCGGAGAGAGUUGAUAUUUCCAUGAUGCCUGGCGGCGAGGAUAUAACGAGAGUCUCGGCAUCGCGCGUGACACUCACCCAGUGGGCAGCGGCAAUGAGCUGCGCGCCCAAGAGGGACGCGGUGCUGGAGACGCUGCUGCUGCAGCAGCUGCAGCAGCACCACCACAAGCACCAGCAGCAGAAGCAGCAGCAGCAGCAGCUGCAACAGCAGCAGCAACAACAACAACAUCAUGAACAACAACAGCAGCAACAACAGCAGCAGCAGCAACAACAACAUCAGCAGCAGCAGCAGCAAGCAAUCACGUUUGACACUGAGCGCAAAGUGACUUCAUUUAUGUCGGGCAUGCACGUGGAGGAGAGCGGACAGGCCUGCUACUUGAAGCAGCUGUCACAUCGGCAGCAACAUCGGCAGAUCUACCAUCACCAUGAGCAGCAGCAGCAGCAGCAACAUAAUUAUCAUCAUCAGCACCAGUAUCAUCAGCACCAGCAGCACAUCUGGCGGCAGAGCGAAGGUCAAGUCGAGUUGUCCGCCCAGGGAAUGUCCGGGCACGCCAAACAGGCGUCAAACAUCCUCAAGAACGUCAUCUCCAAGAAGAUGCAGCUGGAGCAGGAGUUGAAGAUGGAGCGCGGGGAGGUGGUGGACACGAGCGUGCCGAGUGAGUGCGGCGACUCGCGGGGCACGGACGAAGCCGCCCGGAGCGCCGAGAGACGCGGGCAGGGGCAGACGCGCGUGUCCGUCCACCCCGACGUGGUGCGAGGUGGCGACGGCUUCGACAGGCGGCUCGUCUCCGCGUCCGCCAACAAGUCGAGCGCCGGCGGGGAGGCGCCGCGCUCGAGCACCUCGCAGCAGUCGGUGUCGCAGAAGAUAUUCCUGCACAGCGAGAACAGCGCCUUCACGUCGUGGGAAGAGCGGCGGCACGAGGCGGCCGCCGAUCUGGGCGGCGCGGCGCGACGCGACUCCAGACGGCAGACGACCCGACUCGACAUCCCGCACGGAGGGGCCAGAAUUGUCCAAGACGACGACGAGAAGAAGAAGAAGAUGAUGAUGCUGAAGAUGAUGAUGAAGCUCCCGCAGACGGAGCUGGCGAAGCGCGGCUACAGCAGCAGCAGCCUCUCGACCUCCGAAGGAGUCCGCAACGUGCGGAACGAUGAUGGCGACGGCGCUGACGCCGACGACGACAGCUCGUGCUACCUCGCCGUCUCGGCCCCUGUCCACGCGCUGAACUCCGCCAUGGUGGUGGUGAUGGAGGGAGACGGGAGGGAGAACAAGACGAAGCAGAAGACGCAGAGCCUCGCGCGAGACGCCGCUACCACGGGCGUCUUCAGGAGCCAAGACGCCGACCUCCUGCUCAAGGUGGGCGACGCGACGCGGAGCGGCGGCGCCCCCGUGUCGCGCUCCCCGGAGAUCAAGAUCAGCAUCCGCAAGCGCAGCGGGGACAGCGGCGCGAACCCGUUCAGCAUCGCCAAGCUCCUCACGCCCAACAUCUCCGCCGGUGGCAUCGACGACGGCCAUCACCGCCGUCAUCACGAUCAUCACCCGACGAGCCACGUCGCCUCCAUCUCGGCGUCCACCGCCAAGCCCACGUCGAGUUCCACCCUCCCGGCGAUUUUCAAGAUCGAGCCCGUGGACGUGGCGCCGUCCCCGGCGAGGCUGGAGGAGAAGGUGAAAGGUCAGGCGCCCAUCCACCACGUGCGCGACGUCCGCAAGCUGCUCAAGAGCUCCUAUCCCGUGGGGCCUCGCGAGGACCGCGCUGACUCCAGGUCCACCACCUCGGAUCACAGCUCCGUGGGGACGACGGCGGCCGCGGCGGCCGCGGCGGAGGCCAGAGGCCAUUCGCGAGGGUGCGAUAUCGCGGCCACCAACGUCACCACCUCGUCGUCGUCUUCACGCGGUCCCAAAGCUGUGGCGCCGCUCGUCAUCAACUACAAGUCCAUCACGCGGCAGGAGCGCGGUGACAGCAACGGGGACGCCGUGAAGGCGCGCGCCGCGGACGCGAGGUUCGGAGCCGUGACGACGGCGACGGUGGCGGUGGGCGGCGCCCCUCUGGAGGGCCCUUGGGGGCGAGGAAGCGCGGAGGAGAAGGGCGCGCAGCAGCGCUGCGGGAUCAAGGUGGGAGCGGCCGACGAGCUGGCGGGCAGAGGUGGGCACGCCAAGCCGUCGAGCCAGCUCGCCGUGGAGAAGCUGGAGGCAGCGGUGCGCUCCAUGGAGGACCUCUACGUGUACGAGAACCACGAGUGGCGGCGGCGUCACGGGGCCGAGGCGCCGGUGCCCGAGAGUCACGUGCUGUCGCUCAUCGCCUGCAUGGAAAAGGGCGAGAAGGAGAAACAAGCGCACGCGGACGGGGCCGCGAGGAUCGUCCGAGUGCAGCAGCAACAGCAGCAGCAGCAGCACCAGCAGCACCAGCAGCACCACCAGCAGCAGCAGCACCAGCAGCAGCAGCAGCAGCAGCGCGCGGCGCCGCUCGCCGCUGCAUCCGUGCCGCCUCCGUCGUCCCGCCACGUGGCUCUCGGCCCCUCCACGUGGUCGGCUCAAAAGGUCGCGCACAAAUUGCCGCACAUCUUUGGCACGCCGCAGACUGUGGCGGCCGCCGACUCCAAGCGGCAGCAGCAGCAGCACCAGCAGCAGCAGCAGGGGAUGGUGAUACGGUCCGUGAGGCCCCCGUGUCCCGCACGUGCGGAUGAAGCCGGUGCCACUGCGUUCGCCCAGCAGCAGCAGCAGCAGGAGGAGGAGCGGGAGAGGUCGGCCGAGGCGGCUGCUGAAGUGGGCCACUACCUCACCAUCCCCGUCAAGGCGAGCGCCCGAGACGGGAGUGGGGACCGCGUCUCAAGCAAGGAGCCGCAAGCUCUGCUCGCUCCGCCUCCCACGGUGGCACCCAGGACUCACAGGGAGGCCAGCAGCCAGCAGCACGCGGCGCAAGUGGACGGCAAAUCGCAGCAGCAGCAGCAGCAGCAUCAACAGCAGCGCAGACACACGCACAGAGCGAUGGAUCCGGACGAAAGAGGAAAGCGUCCCGCGGUCGGCAGCGGAAGAAUGAGCGCCGCGAGCAUCAAGAACAUCCACGGCUUGAACAGCGCCACCGCCAGCGGCCACUUCGCCAAAAUCCACACGACGUCCGCUCAGCAAAUGUGUCCUCCAUCCCCCCUGAUCCUGCAACCCGCGCACUCGGCGCUCGCCUUCUCGGCGGCCCCCGAGCGUGACGAGAGGCGGCUCCCGCUGCCGCGCGCCAUCGCCGGCUCGGCGAGCCCCGCGCCGCCGACGGCGUCGCACCGCCGUCUGCUUGUCGACCCCGAGUCGGGUCAGUGCUACCUCGUGGACGCACCACCGCCCGCGCAGCCGCAGCGCAAGACGCUUCUGGACGUGGAGACGCAGCAGUACGUGGAGGUGUCCGUGACCCCGCAGGCAGAGGGAGCCGGAGGAGUGGGAGGCACCGCGGGUGGCGUUUACUCCGUGGCCAUGGCCCCCGCGCAGUUCCUUUUCACGGCGGCGACGCCCGGCGCCUUGGGGUCACACUUCGUGAUGUUUCCCGGUGUCCUGUCCACGCGCAUCCAGGCCAUGCCCGCCGGUUAUGAGUACCAGCAUCAGUUGCAGCAGCAGUUGCAGUAUCAGCAGUUGCAGCAUCAUCAUCAUCAGCAGCAGCAGCAGUACUUUCAGCACCAGGGAUCGAGCGGCCUCGUUGAGGAACCUCAGAGCUCGCAGGGGAAAUGCUUCUUCCAGAGCGGCAAGGAGGAGUCUAGUCCAGCAGUGGAUCGGCCCUACUUCCUGCCGUCGGGAAAGGUGCUCGGCCCGGGGAACCAGGGCGUGUUCGCAGUCCCGGGCUCCGGAGGCGAACUGGAGCUGCUCAAGGGGCCGACAGCGGUCUCCUUCUGCUCGGCCGCGCAGGCGCAAGGCCCCCGCGUCAUCGUUGCGCCGCCGUCAUUCGACGGCACCACCAUGAGCUUCGUGGUGGAGCACAGCUGAAGAGGGCAGCGGCGCCACGUGGGGAGCCGGCGCCCUCUGACCCCGGCCGGGAGCCACCCUGCUGCUGGCGGCAGGGCAACACGGCCUCAACGACGCAGACGCGAAACGCCGUGGCGAAGGUCCGGAUGGGAUUCGCGUCGCUCUCCCUCGCCUAGGGGGGGGGGGGCGACCCACGGCCCAUGGGCCGGACGCGGACCGCUACUUCAUUUCGUGAGGCCUACCACUCCUAAACAACAUUCAUUGGUCACCGCAAGCCGCACUGAUCGGGCACUAGACGGGGACAUUUGCGACCUGGCAACGAGCGCGCGUGACUCGCCACGAGUUUCGCUGCCGUCACUGCGAGGGCCUCUCGGAGUGGCGAGGACCGACCGAGCCGCGCGCAGCUUCAACGAGUCGCUCGCUCGCCACGGCCACUGCACGUGGAAGGCCCGACUGGGCCCUCGCUCAGGAAAGGUUCCCCACCAUUGCCCCCCCCCCCCCCCCUUUAACACGGUGGCGUGUCCCGUGACCUGUGGCCAACAUCGACAUGGAGGCGUCAUCGUGGCCAUAGCCGCUGAUGCCACCACCACCGCCGCCGCUGCACCUCCUCGCUGCCGACUCGCUCUCCACUGCCUCUCCCCUUCCCCAAAUCCCACAGCUGGAGCCACGCAGCCACCGCCGCGAUUCUGCCCCCGCGAGGGACGUGGGGGGAGGGGGGUACGGAACGACGAUGGAAUUUUCUGCACCGCCCUCUCCGAGCCACAAUGCCUAUCACACCUGUUAUUCUCGGUGGUCGCCUUGCCAAGCCCUAUACAAAGCUUAGCCCCGCUUAGUCUCAUUAACCCCCCCCCUCCUCCCCCACUUUGUGCAAGAGCGCAGAAGCGUGGUCACCACAUCUACGCCUCAUAUA
This is a messenger RNA of Petromyzon marinus (sea lamprey), 5477 nucleotides long. RefSeq lists its product as uncharacterized. The record is from RefSeq and is a predicted model, not a curated record. Lineage: Eukaryota; Metazoa; Chordata; Hyperoartia; Petromyzontiformes; Petromyzontidae.